UUGUAGUUGGAUACCAACCGCCGAUAAACAUCAAAGAAGACGAAGAAGUGAUUGCAUAUGUAGUUUUCACUUCUUGUGCCUGCGCAGAAGGACGUUAACGCAGCUGAGUUGCAUUGUGGCGUUAAAAAUUUUGGAGAUACAAGCAGCCAGGAGUAGCAGUGUUUUCUCACCCGUUGUGUUAUGGGAACAGGGUCAACAGCAGUGAGUCUGUUCCAGGUCUGAUCUGGAUUACUGGCUGGUUUGACUCAGAGACAAAACAACAGCCAUGGAAAUCCCUUUUAACGUUAGCAUCUAAAAACUGAAGCGGACGCUUGACAUUGAAAAGGGCUUUAUCAAUUUCUACGAAUACUUUGUUUUUUUUAUACUUCAGCACUGCCAAAGGUUCCAUCAUGGUGCAAAAGUAUCAGUCCCCUGUGAGGGUGUACAAACAUCCUUUUGAACUUGUCAUGGCAGCAUAUGAGAGGAGAUUUCCCACCUGUCAUCUGAUCCCCAUGUUUGUGGACAGUGAUGUGAUCAGUGAAGAGAACAGUGAAGAUGGUUCAUUUAAUAAGAUUGAGAGGAGGUGUAAACUUGAUGUGGAUGCACCAAGACUCCUUAAACGGAUUGCAGGUGUGGAUUAUGUCUACUUCAUUCAGAAAAACUCUCUGAAUCACAGAGAAAGAACUCUUUGUAUUGAAUCGCACAAUGAAACCUUCUCUAACAGAGUUGUCAUCCAUGAACUUUGCUGUUACUCGGUGAGUAAAAAUUGCCCUCAUUUGCCCUCUUAGCUUUAACCCUCUGGG
Molecule: messenger RNA, 782 nt
Organism: Danio rerio (zebrafish)
Lineage: Eukaryota; Metazoa; Chordata; Actinopteri; Cypriniformes; Danionidae
Source: RefSeq, a predicted model, not a curated record